UCUUUGUCAAGGAUUGCUUCCCUCAUAUGUGGGUAGAGGGCAGCACCGUUCGGCGGAAAAUCUGAAAAUAUAAUUCUAUCAGAGUACUUCGAAUUCAUCCGCAUCAACACAUACAAUUAGGAUUUCUUCAUCCUACGCAGCUGUACAGCAAGUGCUAUAAUGGAUACACCAGAGAAUACGGCUGUGGUGAACUUGCUGAAAGAUUUCAAUGACCUUGUCUCUCAUCAGAGCAGGGGUCCAAAGAUAGCCAAGACCCUUGACUUUAGUACAAGCUUUGAUAAUCGUUCACAAUGCAGCUCAGUUACAAUGAAGUCAUUACUGGAAAAAGAGCGUGCAGGCCGUGAGCGAGAGGCAGCAUUGCUGGCAGCAAAGGGCCGUAUCGCCAGUCUAGAAAACAAAAUGGGCAGCCUGGAAACGUCGAGAAAAAGGGCUCGAAUUGAUUAUGAAUCAGAGAUGGAGAACUUGAAGAUUGAAAGAAUGAAAGAGCAGCAAAGAAUUGAUGAUAUGAAAAGUCGCUUAAACUUUGUAGUGCAGAACGAGGAGGAGCUACGUGACCAGUUGGAUGAUACAAGGAAAAAAAUGGAAACACAGAAGGCAGAGAGUGGAGAAAAGAUUAAAAAUCUUCAGAAAGAAUUAUUUAAUUUACAAACUGAAUUCAUGGAGUAUCAGGAGGACACGAGACAACAACAGCUUGAUUCAAAGAAUGACCUCUUACGAGGGCAAACUGAACUACAGAUAUGUAAAAAUGAACUGUCAGAAACUAAGACACAGCUGAAGUUACAAAAUAGGAAAAACUCUGAACUCAAAGGUCAAAUUCAGGAUCUUGAGGAGUAUCGCUCGAAUGGUUCUGAUGCUGAAGUAAGAAUAAAAGAAUUGGAGCAGGAAUUAUCGAGAAUGAGGGAUGAGGCUGUGUUGGUCAAGGCCAUGAAAGCAAAACUGGCUGCUUACCCAGAGAUCGAGAAAGAAAACAGGGAGCUCAGGAACGAGAAUAAUGUGUUGAUUGGCAAACGUGAUAAUGUGCUGCUGUUGGAAGAACAGGUUGAAAGCCUCGAGCAGAAGGUGACAAGGGGUGAACAGACGUGUGUCGAUUUGAGCCGUCUGCAGAUCGAAAAUGAAGAAUUGAAGAAAAAGCUUGUGAAGUGGGAGGCAGAGGAUCUCUCAGGUGUAAGGCGGCCACAGUCUCCCAAUCAGCUGGCAAGAAGACUGGCCGAGUUACAGACUGAACACGCCAUCCUCUUAGAAAAACAGGGUCAGCUGCAAGCCAACAAUCGCCUGGCAGAGAAGGCUCGGAAGGAGGCAGAAGAGCGCACUCAUAUCACCAGUCAACAACUUGCCCUGGAGGAACAAAAAAGUCUUGAUCGGGAGGAAUUGGUACGGAAACUUAGGAGGAAGCUGCUGUUGUUGUCCAAGGAGAGGGAAGGCUACCAGAGAACCAUUACAGCAUACGAGAGUGAGGUGACCGUUAAUAUGAACUCACAGUCAAAGGCUAGGAUUAGUAUGUUGGAGGAGGCAGCACAGGGGUAUCGCAAACAUAAUGAUAUACUGGAGGAGGAAAUAUCAAGAGUUGUGGAGCAACUUUGCCAACUCAGAGAAAAAAAUCUACAGCUUGAACAAAAGUUAACCGAGAGAAGUGCCUCCCCAGAUCAACAAGCUCCAAAUAUUGCAGAAACAGAUCAGAAACUUAUCCUCCAGCUUCGGGAGAAGAUAUCAGAUCUAGAAGAUUGCUUGGAGAGGAGAGCUCUACAGGGUGACUUUGAUCCCCUGAAGACAAAGGUAAUUCAUUUGAGGAUGAACCCAGCUGAGAAAGCCCAGGAGGAACGAGCAAAGAUGUUUGAGAGAUUAAAGGAAGAAAACGAACGCCUCCGAUCAAAGAUCAAACAGUUAGAAGAGACUGCUGGAGUUGAGCAUGAACAGACUUUGAAACUUGAUGCGGGCGGUGAAGCCACACCUAGCACAAGCAAGGCAGUAGAAGACCUGCAAAGCCAGGUGACGUCUGCCGAGUUGAAGAACAAGCGUUUGAUGGAGGCUUUCAAGAAAACUAGUCAAGAGUUCCGUGAAGUGUGCUACCAGCUGACAGGGUUCAAAGUGGAUAAGCUGAAUAACAACCAGUAUCGCUUGAUGAGCAUGUAUGCUGAGUCUGCUGAGGAUUCUCUCAUGUUUCAGCAAUCCACAAAGGGAGAGAUGCAGUUGUUGGAGACGCCAUUUUCCCAGUCACUGUCUGAACUUAUCGAUCAAUACCUCAUGCAGCGUGGCAGUAUUCCGGCUUUCCUAUGUGCCCUCACUAUGGAAUUAUUCAGCAGACAGACAAUGAUGAUAUCGUGAAAACGGGUAUCCUCUGAUAAUGGACUAAUGUAGCACAAACAAUUUCAUUGCUUUGGAGUCUUCUUACACAAGUAGACAGGACAGAGGUGAACAUGGCAGCUUCAAGUUGCCUUCUGAACAUAGAUUUCUUUGCUACGUGAUGAAAAACACGAACUGAGUGUAUGAUGUGUUGACCUGUCUUCGGUGCAGGUUUUGUGAUUCAGGAUUACAAGAACAAUUUAGUCUUGUAACUCCCAUCAUGAGAACUCGGGUCACUUUUUAAUGUUGAGAGGCUCAAUUUCAUUUCUGCAUUUUGCCAAAGGUGCUUUUGUGUUAACCUGGACAUGUUGAUAGUACAUUACCUAUAUGUUCAAUGUUGCCAACAUGUUCACUGGUUCAUGAUACUUGACAUUUAUAUCUACAUGUACAUAUUGACAG
Messenger RNA from Lineus longissimus, 2739 nucleotides. Its product is annotated as mitotic spindle assembly checkpoint protein MAD1-like. The record is from RefSeq and is a predicted model, not a curated record. Gene Ontology annotation, cellular component: mitotic spindle; nuclear envelope; kinetochore. Gene Ontology annotation, biological process: mitotic spindle assembly checkpoint signaling; attachment of mitotic spindle microtubules to kinetochore. The coding region runs from base 160 to 2322 and encodes 720 amino acids. Lineage: Eukaryota; Metazoa; Nemertea; Pilidiophora; Heteronemertea; Lineidae. The transcript is spliced from 14 exons.